CUGGAAGAGUGAGAGUAGGGAGGGGAGAGAGGGACUUUGAGAGGGGGCGGGGCCUGGAACUGGAGAAACAGGCCGUGCCUUGGGUGGAAUAGGCGUACUGGGGCGGAGCCCAGAUUGGCAAAAUUGGGGCGAGAACCGGAGGCGAGCUGGGGUCGGCCUUGGGACCGGAGGCCGGAGCUGUAACUGUUACCAGGGGCUUGGACAGGAAGAUCCGCAAUGUAACUAGCAGGUCCGGGGUCUCCAUCCUCCACCGCAGCCCCCUCACUACCUCAAGUCCAGAAAACACCCACCAGCCGCUGCAGUCCGAUCAUCACCUGUCACAAUCCUCGGCCAAAAACAAAAACAGAAACCGGGAAUGGACAGUAUUACUCUCACUCUUCCCACUCCACCCCCCAGUCUCCUACCUCUAUUUCUUCAUCCUUCACUGGCUCAAGACAGCCACCUUUUUGGCUGAGGUGGAAGGAGCUCUGGAUGGGAUGGGAACUCGGUCUGACCUCACUGUGUAGCCUUGGGAAAUCUCUUUUCCUCUCUGGGUCUUAGUUUCUCCCGCUGUCAAAAGGGUUGGGCAGGGCAGGUGUGUGGUUCCUGCCUCACCUCCCUUUCUUUGAUGGGACUGAUUAUAUAUGGAGAAGUCUAGAUGACAGGUAUGUGGGAGGAAGUACUUUACUUCUACAGUCCACAUAGAAUAGAGGAGGCAGAGAUGGUGGGGAAUGCGAACAGGAAGUGAUCCCAGGAGAUGCAGGAGGAACUUUGGCCUGAAGUCCCAAGUUGUCAGGUUCUGACACUGUUAGAAUGUCAGGGGAUCGCUAGGUGGCUCAGUGGAUUGAGAGCCAAAUUUAGAGACAAAGAGGUCCUAGAAUCAAAUCUUGCCUCAGAUGACUUCCUAGCUAGGUGACCUUGAGGAAGUUACUUAUUCCUCAUUGCCCAACCACUCUUCUUUGAAAUCAAUUCACAGUAUUGACUCUUAAGACAGAAGGUAAGGGUUUAAAAAAUGUUAUGAAACAUGAAAUCUUAGGUCAGAGAAUGGAGUGUUAAUAUCAGAACUCAAUCUACCCUCUUAUGCUGAUAGGAAAACUGAAAACAGUGAGGAGUCCCUAGGACAGUGAAGAUGAACCUAUGGCACAGGUGCCAAAGAUGACUCACAGAGCACACUCUCUGUGGACAAACACAAUGCCCUUCCCCUUGCCCCCUACCCAGUUCAUUACCAGAAAGGUAAAGGACUUGGGCAGAGCUGCUCCCCUCCAGCUCUCCACUGCACCUGAUGACAUUUUUUCACAUCACCUACCUUACUUCAUCAGCCCCUCUGCCCAGCAGCCCAGUGGGAGUGCUUCCUGCCUCCCCUGUGUGGGGUAAGAGAAAGGGGCAGGACAGGCCAAACACUUGGUGGGGGAUGAGGGGCACAGCACACUGUCUCUAAAAGGUUCACCAUCAUUGCCCUAGAAGGAAGAUGAGGGAGGCUAGUGUCAAGAAAUUUAAGAGGGAGGGGGGGCAGCUGGGUAGCUCAGUGGAUUGAGAACCUAUCCUAGAGAUGGGAGGUCCUAGGUUCAAAUGUGGCCUCAGACACUUCCUAGCUGUGUGACCCUGGGCAAGUCACUUGACCCUCAUUGCCUAACCCUUACCACUCUUCUGCCUUGGAGUCAAUAUGGAAGGUAAGGGUUUUUGUUUUUGUUUUGUUUUUUAAGAAAUGUAAGAGGGAGGUCCCUGUGAAAUUCAACAAUACAAGGGCAUUUUUGCCCCCCUCAGCUUCAACUCCUUAGAGAAUUUAUUUUGCCAGUUUUCUCUCACUUUCUUUGCCUCUUUCUCUGCCUGUAAAGAGGUUUCAUUUUAGAACAAUGGGAUUUAGCCCAUGAGGUAAUCCAGUUUCUCUGUCUCUCUGUCUUUAUCUCUCAUUUCUAUCCCAUCCCAAUGUCUGUUUCUCCAACUCUUUCCAUUUGUCCAAACCUCUUUCUCUCCAUCCAGCUCAAUCCAGUCAUUAUGAAUCAUUUUCAAGGCCAUGGAGAGAGAAUUGAAAGAAUCUGCCUGCAAGUAGCUUACAUGUUUUCCCAUUUCCAUUGCUUCUGCCUCUCUCCAUCUCUGUCUUUUCCUGUACAUUUCUUUCCAUCUCUAGCCUAUUUCUAUCUCUUCAUCUCUGUCUCUUUCCAUUUCUAGCUCUUUCUCUGUGAGGUUUAUGGAGUGUUCAGGAAGGACUUAGCACUGCUGGUGUGAGGACUUGUCAAGCCCCUUUCAGGGCUGUUCACCUACCUUUUGCCCAACUCUAACCUGUGACUCCAAGAAGCUGCUAUGGCAUGUUACAGUGGCCACAUCCUGGUAAAACCUUGGCAGAUGAGCUAAACCAAGUUGAGGUAGGGAACUCUGCCAGUGAGGUAAGGGAAUGUCUACCCAAAGUUUGUGACGAUUUACACACACACACAGAGAAUGGGCAGAUGAGAACAAUUUGUUCCAACAGCCAUGAAGGUGAGUUGGGAAGCAGGUGCUGUGGAGAGCUUAGACAUGGAAGACACCGAAGGUCCUCCAUUGCAGCCUGGACCAUUGCUAGUCAUCCUGGCUUUUGUCUUGCCUCUGGACUUGGAUAACUUUGAAAGAGUGAGGCUGAUGACUUUGUGCAACUGCCUCAUGAUGACUUUGUGCAACUCUGCCUCUCUGAAAUCCAAUUCAGGUACAAAUCAUCACCCCUUGAUGUCAAUGGUCCACUCCAAACCAGAAGGACAAAAAAAAUCUUUCGCUAUAACUCUAUCUUUCAGACUACUGUGUGUCUUUUCUUUCCAUCUCUGAGACCUUGAUUUAGAACAUAGAACCCCAGAAAGCAUCCAGUCCAAACCCCUGAUUUUAUAGAUGAGGAAUCUGCCCUGAGAAGCUAUGUGCCUCAUUUAUAGCUGUCAUUUUCCCUCACUUUUUCUGUCUCAGUCUUCAUUUUUCUCUGAAUUUCUCAUCUAUUGUAUUUUGACUUCUUUCUAACAUAAACCUAAAUCCAAGUUAUUAGGUUUUCCUUUCUUUUCCUCUGUCAGCUUGAUCCCUUUUUUCUUUUCUCUCCAUUUCCAUGCCUAUUUGACCUCAGUUUUCUUUCUAGCCUCCCCAGCCCACUCUGACCUGAAUCUCUUUCCUCACCAUUUGCUUGUGGGGCUUCAUCCCAACCAUCUUUGAAGAAUGGGAGCUAUUUUCCCCUUUCUGAUCCUGGAACUGACAAACGCUCAGGAAAGAUUUCUGUCUUUGAGCACAAGCACUCCCCAGCGAAACUUACUGAGUUCAAGUGCCCAGAGGGCAAAUUCAAACUGUGAGAGUUGAGGGAGAAAGUGCUUGCUUUGAGUGGCUGGAGGAAGGGGGUGAGGCAUGCAAAAAAAAAAAAAAAAGUCCUGGGGUCUGGGAAGAGGGGAAUGGAGCAGCUCCUGGAAUGCCAGCUUUGCAAGCGUGCCACAUCUUCGCCAAAGCUGGUGCCAAUCAAAAUUCCAUCACCUGCUAUCACCAGCUUGCACAAAGAGAUUCCCUGGCCUGGGGCUGUCCAGCUGAGGGGGAAACUAAGGACCAGCAGCUAGGGGUGUUGGAGGGGGGCGGCCCCCUCCCCUCCCAUGCCUGACUCCAACAGACUCUAAGAGGCUGAAACUGACAUAGAUGGGAAGAGCUCAAAAGGAGGGGGAAACCCAAAGAGGCACCCACACCCUGCUAUUAUUGCCUUUGAUUGGCUUAGAAGAGAGUCAGGUUCAAGUAAACAAGGCUGGUAAAUUUCUUAUCAGUUUCAUCUUGUUUUCUUCUCCAAAGGUGUGUUGAUGUGGGGAGCAGAGGAGGGGGUGAGGAGGGAGUCCCUAGCUUCAUCCUGCUUCUAUUCUUCCCUAGUAGGAAUGGGGGAGGGGAGGAGACUGAAGCCUCCCCCCCCCCCCAAUACAUACACACUUUUUUCCUCAAUUCUCCCUACAACCUCCAGAAAUGACAGAAUCAUAGGCAAAAGGAUUGUGGCAAUUGACUCAGAGAACAGAACAAUUGGACAACCCAUCCCACAACAGAAUUAGCAAAAUCCUUGUCCCUCCCUAAGCCUCAGUUUCUCUUCUGGUAAAAGGAGAAAGAUGGCCUGGAAACUCUCUACUGGUUUUACCUGUCCCUGAUUCCAGGCUCAGCUCCCACCACUGACUCACUCUGUGACCCUGGGCAAGUCCUUUCCCUUCUCCUGGACUCAGUUUUCUCUUCUGUUCAAUGACUGAGAAACAAAGUAAACAAAAAUGUGAGAGUUGGAACAGAUCCUCUCUAGGUCCCCUCCAGCUCCUGCACUUUGUGUUAUAAGGAUCCUUAUGACACUCUGAGAGACUAUGAGUUUAGUACAAAUCUGCAGCAUCCCAGAAAAGGAAUUCCCAAGCCCAGAGAGGACAAGUGACUUGCCCAAGAUUACCCAGCCAGCUGGGUGUGGAGCAAGAAUGAAAACUGAGGCUAUUUUCCCCUCAUCAGGCUGUCUCCCAGCAGGGGGUAGGGGUAGGGGUGGGGGCAGAGGAAGGGAGUGGGCCCUUUAAAUUAGAGCUCCACCUUUGCCUUCAGAGGUCUCUAGCCAUGCUAUAAAAGGCAGCCCCCUUCUCCCCUGCUACUGCUCCUGCUCCUGCCCCCACCCCUCCUCUCACAGGCUGCUUCCAGCCCCUGUCCACAUCCACAACAGCCUGCCUUCCACAUCAGGCACCCAUGCAGCUGCCGGCCCCCUUUGAUAUGUGGAAAGACUACUUGAAUCUGAACAAGAUCCUGUGGGAGGUGAUCUCUGGCCAAGGGGGACCCGGCGGUGGGGAGAGGGGCCAGCAGGAGGCAGAGGCUGGCCAGGAGAGGCAGGUGGUCGCUGGGGGGCCUCUCUGCAACUUCUGCAAGCACAACGGAGAGUCCCGACACGUGUACACCUCCCACCUGCUGAAGACCCCCGAGGGGAUAGUGGUCUGCCCCAUCCUUCGCCAUUACGUCUGCCCGCUGUGUGGAGCCACCGGGGGGCUGGCCCACACCCUCAAGUACUGCCCGCUCAAUGGGGGCCAGCAGUCCCUGUACCGACGGAGCGGGCGAAACUCAGCUGGGAGAAAGGUCAAGCGGUGAGGGAGGAUCUAUCUGGGCCUCCUCUGGACUUUCCUGGGCUUUGCCCCAUCCCUGGGAUUUACCCCAAGCCCAGGGAAUCCUCAGCCCCAGGCCAUCCCAUUUGCCCCAGGGGCUGGUCCCCUCUUCUCUCUCCUUGCCUGGAGUUUUCUGAGCCCCAGAAACCCCCCCAGUUCCAGUUCAGUCCUUCCUGGAGAAAACACAAUCUGGGGGCUCCCCCAUUCCUGAUCAGCCUGGCCCUGGGUCCCCCCCACACCCAGAAUUGCUCUGCACCUGGAAUCCUCCACUCCCAGCUUGUCUCAUCCCUGGGAAACCCUUCCCCGCACCCCCUGCCAGCCUCCAGCUUCCUGGGACAUGGAGGGAGUUCCAGAGGAGCCACAGACCUCCCUCCAGAUGUGGAUCGUCCAUCCAUGAGACCCAGAGCGGUCCAGCCUCUGUCCAGCCCUCCCCUCGCACCUGCUGCUGUCCUCUGAGGACCGAGGCAUCCCAGGACUCGGCGACCUCUUGAAGAUGACCAGAGGCUGCCUUUUCUGCUGGGACCCUCACAUGACCGGCCCCUGGAGAUGGGGGGAGGGGGUCCCCAUGGCAUUCCCCAAGCUGGCACCCUUCCAGCUCCAGAAUACCUGGGGGGAGGAUGGGGGGGAGACUUUCUUAUACUGUUCUUUGUACCUGUUUCUGUGCACUAUUCUCGGCCCCCCGUCCCCCUGCUGUGACCUGGGCCCAGACCACUCAGUGGGAAAGCCCCUCUCCUCCCCUGGACAGCUGGGGGAAAGGACAGACCUCCUCUCUUCAGUUUCCUGAGGUCUCCAGGGAGGAGGGCAUCCGUGUGGCUGGGGGUGGGGGUGGGGGCAAUAAGGAGAGCUGCAGAAGGAUUUUAAGUUCCUAGAUCUUAUUUUUUUAGGGGUUGGGGGAGGGGAGGCUAAAAUAAGCAGAUUUCAUGUUGUUUGGUUUUGUUCAGAGCUGGAAUAA
This is a messenger RNA of Monodelphis domestica (gray short-tailed opossum), 6015 nucleotides long. It is a transcript of the gene NANOS2, whose product is annotated as nanos C2HC-type zinc finger 2. The record is from RefSeq and is a predicted model, not a curated record. Lineage: Eukaryota; Metazoa; Chordata; Mammalia; Didelphimorphia; Didelphidae. Gene Ontology annotation, molecular function: RNA binding; zinc ion binding.